AUGACCAGAAACCCUACUUAUUUCAUCGUUUAUUUCUCCUCUUCGUCUUUCUAUCCUUCUCAAAAACCGAUCAUGACUAACAAUGGAAGGAUUCCUUCCAGAUGCUGGUGUGGGAAGAGAAUUGUCACUUAUGUUUCAAAAACAGAGGAGAACCCAUACAGAAGAUUCUUCCGAUGUAAGAUUGGUUCACAGAGAAAGAAAGAACAACAUCUUUUUAAAUGGGUUGACGAGGCUCUGCUUGAUGAAAUAGAAAGGAUGCAUGAGCAACAGUCGAUAAUGGCCGAAGAAAUUGAAGAUUUGAGAAGUUCCUUGAAAAAGACAGUGGAGAAAGUGGUUAUCAAGCAUAAGAAGUCGGAAGAUGUAGGACUAAUUGGAUCCAUUCUCACUAUUUUAUGUCUCUGUUCUAAAUUUGAUUGA
Messenger RNA from Brassica oleracea var. oleracea, 417 nucleotides. RefSeq lists its product as uncharacterized. The record is from RefSeq and is a predicted model, not a curated record. NCBI's taxonomy places the organism in Eukaryota, Viridiplantae, Streptophyta, Magnoliopsida, Brassicales, Brassicaceae. The transcript is spliced from 2 exons. Gene Ontology annotation, molecular function: zinc ion binding. The coding region runs from base 1 to 417 and encodes 138 amino acids.